UGAGAGACGGAAAGGCAGUGUCAUAGAGAACAGAGUAGCUAAACAUACCUACAUAAUGUUACCACACACACAGGCACACAUAACAUAGGGUCUUAGUUGGCUGUGAUUGACUACACUCAAGCUUUGCUGCCUGUGGAUGGAUCAGAACCUAGUCUCUCCUGCUGCUGUCUCCUGUGACCCAUCCCAGAGAGGAGAAUGGGGGCUCUGCGUUGUCUCCUGUGACCGAUCCCAUAGAGGAGAAUGGGGGCUCUGCGCUGAAUGCUGUGGUGUCUGAUGUGACUGGCACUGAAUACAGUUUCUUUUUUCUGGAGUUGACAGGAUACAAGAAGACAUGGGAAUUAGACGACCACAUACAUCUGAGACUCCUGUAGGCCUAUGUGUUUGCCUGAGUCUAGUUAUCUGCAUUCAUCUUUCAAAUGGAUCAGAUGUUGACACACUUGAGGUCCAGUGCACAGUCCAACAUGGCCCAGGUGGCAAAUUGCAGUUUCAGCAGACAACUCUGUUCAAUGAACAUGUGAUAUUUUCCUGCAACGGCCAAACACUAAGAGACCAACCACAACAGGACUGGGUAACACAUGCAUUCACCCAAGAGGAACUGGAGGAAAGACACCAGCAGUGUAAACGUCAGUUUUAUGAGCACUUUGCUUCAUUUGAGAAGAUAAAACAGACAAUCACAGUGUCAGCAGAAAUUCUUCAAAGACGUCGAGGUUGCUCAGUCAGCAGGUCAGGAAAGUCCUCCUUUGAUGAGUGGGGUGUGAAUGGUGAGGACUUCCUGACCUUUGACCCCAAUGCUCUGAAAUGGACAGCUCAGACUGAUGAGGCCGAACUUAUAGCAGCAGAGUGGGAUGGACACUGCUAUAUGAAUUAUGCUUACAAAGCUUUUAGCAAUAAGUUGUAUGCUGUAUUACCUAUCUUGAAGAGGAAGGUACCAGCAAGGCUCAGUGAUGAUGCGCACACAGGUUCAGAGCUUCAUAUAUUUGGCAAACCCAUCCAAAGAGGAACCGUCACAUAUUUACAGUGUCAUGUGACAGAUUCUGACCUAUCUGGAGUGAGGAUCCAGUUAACUAAAGAUGGGGUUCCUCUUGAUCAUGGAGUUCAUCACACUGGGCCACGUCCCAAUGGAGACGGAACAGUUCAGAUGAGGGUCCAGGUUAAGACCACAAUAGACAACAGCAAAACAUAUCGAUGUGAAGUUCACAGUGAAACUGUCAGCAAGUCUGUUGUCUUUGAUGACCCGUCAACUCUCCAGACCAUGAUUUGGGCUGUUCUCCUUGUCAUUCAGACUGCUUUAUGUAACUUGGUGAUUUGUAUGAUAAUAAUUGGUUGCCAUGUGUUGAUGGAGUAUGUGUGUGGAAGAUAGAGGCAGCGGCGGCAGCAGCAUUGUUCACAUUAUUAAAUCAUUAUUUUCUUAAAACGAUAUUUAUUUCACAUAAAAUUACUAAUUAGAAUCAUUUUCACCAUUAAUAGAUGAACUUCAUUCACUUUUUCCUAUAUGUCAUACAUUUAUUUCUGUUUGAAAUUGUACCUAUCUAGGAGGAGAUAUUAUUGGAGCUAUUAUUAAUGCCAAACCUGCCUUUUUAAAAAUAUAUUUUGAAAUUAAGGAUGUUUUUCUGUUGUUUACGUUUGUCACACCACGGGACAAAUGUCACAUCGAAGGACAAAGACAGUUAUUGCAUGAAGAGAGUCAGAAUAUAUGUAGUGUUUAUUGUAACAUUGAUAAAGGAGGACAUUUGUUGCUUUUUCAGGCUA
Molecule: messenger RNA, 1749 nt
Organism: Sardina pilchardus (European sardine)
Lineage: Eukaryota; Metazoa; Chordata; Actinopteri; Clupeiformes; Clupeidae
Product: hereditary hemochromatosis protein homolog
Exons: 6
Coding region: 332-1360 (342 amino acids)
Biological process (GO): immune response
Cellular component (GO): external side of plasma membrane
Source: RefSeq, a predicted model, not a curated record